Molecule: messenger RNA, 3613 nt
Organism: Gamsiella multidivaricata
Lineage: Eukaryota; Fungi; Mortierellomycota; Mortierellomycetes; Mortierellales; Mortierellaceae
Exons: 2
Coding region: 173-3529 (1118 amino acids)
Source: RefSeq, a predicted model, not a curated record
CUUCACAUUCCUUUUUUUCUUCUUCUUCUUCCCUUUUGUAUAAAUAAAAGCUGUUUCUUUUCUUUCUCACACCCCCACAUUUGCAUCCCUUUCUUCACUCCCUUGUACAUAUUCUCUCCCUUUUCUCAUCUCAUCGACAUUACUCAUUCCGCUUUCACUCGAACAGAAAGCAAUGUCGUCUGCAAAGCAACGACGCGCAGGGUCUAGGACCAAUAGCAUCUCCCCAUCAUCUAGCCCACCAUUGCCUCCGGCGCCGAUUUUGGCCCAGAACCGGGGCUCAGCAUCUCCUCGUCACCAAAAGGACGACGGCGACCUCGUCGUACCCACGCCUGUCCCCAUCAUCCGCUCGCGUUCCUCCCAAAAGAACGUUACCAUCACACAAGCACCAGGUCGUCCACAGGUCCAAGCGCCGCCCGAACCAGCCACACGCACCGAUCUCGCUCGUGCCGCGGUUCCCGUCCCUAGCGGCAGUGUCAAAAAGGGUUCUCUCCGUCGCUUCAUGACCCGUGUGCUCCUCGUCUAUCUGGGUUACACCCUCUUCUUUGUUUGCCCACAAACCAAGGAUCCGAGCUCAAACGCGGUUUGCGAUGGCAUCGUCCGUUUCCAGAACUGGCUCCGUCCUUACUCUGAACCCAUCACCAAGCAAUUCGAACCCUAUGUUGACCAGUACGGUCGUCCGAUCUACAACAAGGGUCAGAAGUAUUAUUCCAAUGUUGCCCAGCCCGUAAUCAAGUCUGCACAGGACAAGGCCUGGACUUCUUAUAGCCAGUAUGCUCAACCUCAUAUCAACAGGGCCUUCGAUACAAUCUACGACGAUAAUGUCAAGGCCCACGUCAACCGAUACCAGAAGCAGGCACAGCACCAUGUUGGGCGCGUUCGCGACCACGCCUGGCGCCUCCAUGCGACCCAUGUCCAGCCCGUUGUCAACAAGGUCUCGCCACAUACUCAAUCUGUUUGGGACCGUGCUUCGACUGGAGUGGCUCGAGUCUAUGGUACCGCCUUGGCUUUGUACAUGAACCACGUCAACCCGUACGCAGAGCAUACCUUUGCUGUUGUGUAUGAUGCGGCCGAAAACGCCAAGGAGUCCUUUGCGAAGCACACGGACGAGAUCUUCCACACCCGUUUCAGUAAGCAGAACCAGUCCAAGCCAGGCCGUGCCGCGACCCGUGCGGCCGAGAAGGCCAGACUCGCACAGAAGAAGGCCCAUGAGGCUGCCAAGGUCGCGGAGAAGAAGGCCAAGCAGGCCAAGGCUGAUGCGGAUGCUCAGGCAGGCAGUGCCAAGGAUACGCUUUUGAAGAAGGCCGCGAACGCGCAGAAGGCUGCAGAGGAGGCCACGGCACACGCUCAGAAGCUCGCGAACGAGUACUCGGCUUUGCUCAAGGCUACCGUGCUCGAAAAGGUCGACACUAUCAAAGAGGCAACUACACAUACCAAGAAACAACAUCAGAAGGGCGGUAUGCCUAGCGCUAAUGACAUCAAGGAGGCCAUCAACGAGAAGGCCUCUGGCGCCCAAAAGGUUGUUAACGAGUACUCGGAUUCCAUCAAGGCUGCGGUUAUCGGAAAGGCUGGCGAUGCCAAGAAGGCUGCCGUGGACAGCAAGCAGGCCGCGGUGUCGAAUGCUGAAGAGGUCAGGGCCACUGCCGCAGAGAAGGGACAUAAUGCUCAGAAGAUGGCGGAGCAGUUUGUCGGAACCGUGUCUGAGACCGUCGCCAAGAAGGCACAGGACGCGCAGAAGGCCGCUUCGGACGAGGCCGAGUACCUGCGCAACCUGGCGGAUGAGACCAUGCAGGACGCUAGCAAGAUGUCGGAUGGUAUCAAGAAGACUCUGCUCGAAAAGGCACGUGAGGCCAAGGAGCGCGUCCAGGGAGCCGGUGCCUAUAUCGUCGAUAGCGUCGUCGGUUCCACGCAUAAUGCCAAGGAAGUUAUUGAAGACGAGGCUGAGCGCGUUGCAGACUAUGCUGGCGAGAAGAAGGCUGCCUUGGAGAAGUUUGCAGUGGAAGAGGCCGCCGCGUUGAAGCUUGCAAAGAUGCAGAAGGAGAAGGAAGCAAAGAAGAUGGCUGAUGACGCAUCGAUUAAGGCUCAACAGGCGUAUGACUCUGCAAGCAAGCAAGCUGAUGACCUCAAGAAGAAUGCUCAGGACCGUGUCAAAAACGCACAAGAUACUGCCCAGGUCCAGACCGAAAGCAUCAAGAAGGCUGCACACAGCCACGCCAAGAAUGCCCAGGUCCAGACCGAAAGCAUCAAGGACGCCGCACAUAGCCAUGUCAAGGGUGCACAGGAGACUGUCCAGGGCCAGGCCGAAAGCCUCAAGAAGGCUGCUCAGGACCAGGUUAAGAAUGCACAAGUUCAGACCGAGAGCAUCAAGAAGGCCGCUCAUAGCCAUGCCAAGAAUGCUCAAGUCCAGACCGAAAGUAUCAAGGACGCCGCACAUAGCCACGUCAAGGGUGUACAUGAGACUGUCCAGGACCAGGCUGAAAGCCUCAAGAAGACUGCUCAGGGUCGUGCUAAGAAUGCUCAGGAGGUUGCUCAGGAUCAGGCACAAUGGAUCAAGUCUUCAGCAGACCAGAUCGUGAUGGGUGGCAAGGAGAAUACCGACAAGGCCAAGGACUAUGUUUCCCAGCAGGUUAAGGGUGCCGGCGAGAAGGUCGAGCAGACCAAGGAGACUGUGAAGCACAAGGCUCAUGAUGCGCACGCUGCAUCGAAGGCAUCAUUGGCGGCUAUGCUCGCUGGCAUCGAGGCCUCGUUCGGCAAGUUCCACAACUACGAGGACACGGAGAGCAAAAACCUAUGGACGAAGCUGCAGGACGCGAUCGAUGAGCACAUUACCGGCGCCAAGAAGUCAGCCCAGGAUCUCGAGAAGGCCAACCGCGAGACAUACGCGACUUUUGAGUCCUAUGUUAAAGACUGGCGCAACCGAGGCGGCGAUCUUGAGAGUCGUCUAUCGGAGCUGCAGCAGCAAUCUGUGGAUUCGAUCAAGAAGAUUGGAAACAAGGCCGAGGAGGACCGUACAAAGGCCAGAUCCAAGGCCGAGAUCCUAGCCAACAACGUCGAGGUACACCUGUCUGGUCUGAAGGACUUUUUGGCGGACCGUCUGAAGGCUUCAAAGGAGACUGCGAUGUCGGAUCUGCACGUGUUCAAGAAUACGAACAGCAAGGACGAUGAAAAGACGGUAGCAGACAAGUUGGUGGAGUUGGAGCAGGCAGCCAAGAACCGCUUGGAGAGUGCUGGUGCGGAUGCACGGACGAAGGCAUAUGAGUUGUUGAAGCAGGUAGAGGAGAUCUGGACAGAUUCAGAGGUGCAGUCGCGAGACUACGUGAAGCGGACAAGGGAGCUGGCGAACAAGGCUCGUGAGGAUGCGAAGGCCUCCGUGGGGGGAUCGACUGAGAAGAUCAAAUCUGCAAAAGAGGGUGCUGGCGAGUACUUGAAGGAGAAGAAGAACGAGAUCCAGGGCAAGAUGAUGGGUGAGGAGCCCCGUGUCCGAGUUGCGGAGGAGGAGCCAGGCUCAGGUCAUCGUCAUCAUCGUCAUUAGUUCACAGUAGCUUCUUUUCUGUACGUUUUCAAUGUCAUUUGAUGAAUGGUUUGAAAUAUAUAAAUAUGAAAGCCUUUUAUGCAC